Penicillium brasilianum is the source of this 1287-nucleotide messenger RNA. Lineage: Eukaryota; Fungi; Ascomycota; Eurotiomycetes; Eurotiales; Aspergillaceae. The record is from the annotation of a GenBank genome assembly.
AUGAAUGAUCGACAGCCAUCUCUCGACGUGUACCCGGAGUAUAUCCCGGAGACUGGUUCCAGUGCCGGCAAAUAUGAGUCCAAGUCAGCCAAGUUCUGGACUUGCGGGUUCUUUCCGUCCAGCUUGUAUUGUCUUUUCGAACGCUGUAUCAAGUUCCCGCAUCGGAUCCCGCUUCCAUCGUCGCCGUUAGACAUGAUAUUCUCACCAGAAGCCUCACCUUAUUCCCAGCUCCUGGCCCUCUGUCGCUCGUGGUCCGCACCCCUGCAUAUGCAGGCGACAAGGACAGACACACACGACCUAGGCUUCAUGCUCCAUUCACUGCGGGUCGACUGGGAACUGACCGGCAAUCAGUCCAGCCUACGAAGCUAUGUAUUUGGCGCACACAGCCUGGCCUCGCGGUACGAUGAGCGAGUCGGGGCAAUUCGGAGCUGGGACCGAGCCGUAAGUCACGCUUAUCAGAUCGAAGACAAGGAGAAUAACUUUCUGGUCAUCAUCGACAGCAUGUGCAAUAUGGAUCUGCUCUUCUAUGUUGGCCACUUCACCCGUAAUCCAUCCCUGAUCGCUAUCGCAGCCCAGCAUGCUCGUACGGUCUUGUCCACUCUGAUUCGCGGUGAUGCCUUCACAUGGCAUGUCGUGAACCUGGACCAACACGCGCCCCAGCAAGCCAUACCCAAGCAUCGGAUGACUCACCAGGGACUCGCUGACGAGUCCUCGUGGGCCCGGGGCCAGGCCUGGGGGGUGCUCGGGUUCGCGCAGACGUACGCGUGGACCGGCGACGCCGAGUUCCUUGUGGGUUGUAGACGGCUGGCCGAUUACUUCAUUGCCCGGCUCCAGGGCUCGCCCGCGCGGAAGUGUUCAUGGGUACCGUUGUGGGACUUCGGCGAUGCGAGUGGGGAGUUGGAUGCUCAAGGGGACAAGCUACGAGACGUAUCGGCUGGCAUGAUCGCCGCUAACGGGAUGUUGCUCCUGCACCAGGCGCUCCAGGGACGGCAGAACGGAGAGAGUGAGAAGAUGGGGUACGAUGGGAGAAGGUACCUAGAUGCAGCUCUGAACAUUGCGAAAGAUACUAUCACGUAUGCGCUUGAUAAAGAGGAUGUCGCGCGGCUGGAGAUCGACGCGGAGAGUGGCAGAGUGACCGUGCCCCCGGGGAGCUGGGAUGCAAUACUCAGGCAUUCCACGGCGAAUAACAACCCGAAUGCGACGACCAGGUAUAAAGAUCAUGGAUUGGUCUUUGCCGACUACUAUUUCCUUGAGUUUGGAAAUAAACUGUUACGCAUGGGAUUGUAA